Molecule: messenger RNA, 927 nt
Organism: Candidozyma auris
Lineage: Eukaryota; Fungi; Ascomycota; Pichiomycetes; Serinales; Metschnikowiaceae
Exons: 1
Coding region: 1-927 (308 amino acids)
Molecular function (GO): 8-oxo-dGDP phosphatase activity
Source: RefSeq, a predicted model, not a curated record
AUGUCUCUUUUACCCCUCGUGGAAGCUGUAGACUCUUUCCCAUAUGACUCAAAUGAAUACCACUACACUUUCAUCAGUCAUGACGGCCAUCCGUUGGGGUACAUGACGCCAGAGCUGGCCAAAGGCUUCAAAUACUGCUCACAGGCAGAGUUGUUCGACGUGAACGAUCAAAAGAGAACUGUCACCAUGCUGCCAAACCUCGAUACGUUCGAAAAGAGAAGUAAGGUUAUUGCGGAAUUGGCUAGUGAGUGGAAAUCAAAAGACCCUCUUGUGGCCAAAGGGUGGAGAGACGAGCUCUACGUGGUAUUUUCACCAAGAACAGUUCCCUAUUUCACCGUGGAGAGGGCGUUUUCGGGUCCUCUUGGUGUGGUCACGUAUGGUGUUCACAUAAAUGGCAUAGUGCCAGCGUCCAAGUCGUCCAACGGAAAAACCAAGAUGUGGGUCCCACGAAGACUGAAGACCAAGGCGACUUACCCAGGAAAGCUUGAUAACACCAUUGCCGGAGGGGUAGCCUACCCAUUGGGGCUUUGGGACAAUGUGAUCAAGGAAUGCUAUGAGGAAGGUGGUAUGAGCAAGGAAUUCGUGGAGCCUCGUCUUACAUCUGCUGGGGUGAUUCUGUACCUUUGUCAGCCGUAUGGUCCAAAAGGCGAUGCACAGCCUGAAGUAGAGUACAUCUACGAUUUGGUAUUUGAGUCAGAGACUGAGUACCAGCCUGAGCCAGUGGAUGGAGAAGCAGAGGAGUUUCGAUUGAUGGACUUGGACGAGGUGCUUGAACGGAUGAAAAAUGGUGAGUUCAAGCCCAAUUGCACGUUAGUGAUUGUAGACUUUUUAAUUCGUCAUGGAAUAAUUACGCCAGAAAAUGAAGAGAACUACCUUGAGAUUGUGUCAAGGAUACACAGAAGGUUUCCUUUUGCAACAAGAAAUUAA